CUUGCCCUCGCGCCCUUUCCUCGGGAGGAACCGUCUUCAGCCCCUUUGAGGCUCUCGGGUGCACUUCCAUGAUGAUGAGGAGAAGGAUAGGCCGAGAGGCCUUGCGGCCCCUUUGAGGCUCAGCCAGAGGAAGGGCUGGGCAGCAGCAGGAGCUCUCCUAGGCUUCAGGCCCCUCCGCGGAGGCCUUCUUCCAUGUAACGCAGUGGCCCCCAAAGACUGAUCUGGGAUUCUGGGAGCUGGAGUCCAAAGACUGAUGCCAUGUCCAGAUCGACGGAGAGAGCUCUUGUCCCAUCAUAAAAGUGCAUAGAAGCAUAGAGUCGGAAGAGACCCCAAGAAGGGCCCUGACCCAGUCCAAGCCCCUUCUUCUUCCUCUUCUGCCGUGCAGGAACUCUCCGUCAAAGCCUCCCCAUUGGCAGGUGGACCUCCAGCCUCUGCUUAAAGGCCUCCCAGAGUCACUAAGAGAAAGCAGUUGGCCGUAGGAGCUUUCCUAGAGUUUAGUCUACUUGCUCAGAUGCAUUGAUGUAAGCCCCACAGCUCCUGGGCCAGCUGAGCCCCCUGACAGCAGCAUGAGGCGCUCGCCCUUCUCUUCCUCCUCUGGGACAGAGAGAAUCCACCCACAGCAAAGCAGCAAGUAGCCACACUGCUGGUGAGCCAGGGAGAGAGCCAGCCAGGCAGCCCGGAUCCUGCCCACCCGCCUGCCUGGUGCAAGUAGGACUGCGUAGGUGCUGGGGGCAACCGCUGGGGCAAAAAGAAGCUCCAACUCCAGUCCCUGGGGACUGCAGCUACCUCUGGUGUCACACCGCCGCCGUCCUGCCCUUGCAAAUGCUGUGAAAUGGCCAAUGAAAACCACGGCGGCACCAGGGAGGAAGCUGCUCUGAUGAGCCACUCUCCCAGCACCUCCCAUCAGAACCAGCCAAGCUCUCCUAAGCCCAUCCGGCUGGUGCAGGACCUGCCAGAUGAGCUGGUGCAGGCUGGCUGGGAGAAGUGCUGGAGCAAGCGCGAGAACCGGCCAUACUACUUCAACCGCUUCACCAACCAGUCGCUCUGGGAGAUGCCGUUACUGGGGCAGCACGACGUGAUUUCUGACCCUCUUGGCCUGAAUGCUGCUCCGGUUCCUGCAGAAGGGGGUGUCAGCGAUACUGCCUCUGAAAACAAGGUGCAGAAACGGAGGCUUUCUGAGGAGGUUCAGCCCAGUGGCAACAGUGUGAAAAAGCCUAAGGUGGAUGUGCCAGGAAACCCCCCAGCUCAGCCAGCCCCAAACUCCUCUAACACUCCGGGGACUCCUCUGCUGAAGAUGUGGGGCGUCUCUCCUGAAGACAAGCAGACAGCUCUCUUGCGGCCGACGGAGGUGUACUGGGACUUGGACAUCCAGACGAAUGCUGUGAUCAAGCAGCGGGCCCCCUCUGAGGUGCUCAGCCCCCACCCAGAAGUGGAGCUCCUUCGCUCCCAGCUAAUGCUGAAGCUGCGCCAGCAUUACAAGGAACUUUGCCAGCAGCGAGAGGGGAUUGAUCCUCCCCGAGAGUCUUUCAAUCGCUGGAUGCUGGAACGAAAGGUGGUGGACAAAGGGUUGGAUCCUCUGCUCCCAAGCAACUGCGAGCCAGUCGUUUCUCCUUCCAUGUUCAGAGAAAUCAUGAAUGACAUUCCCAUCAGGUUGUCCCGAAUCAAGUUCCGAGAAGAAGCAAAGCGGCUCCUUUUCAAGUAUGCAGAGGCUGCCAAGAGGCUGAUUGAAUCCAGGAGUGCCUCUCCAGACAGCAGGAAAGUGGUGAAGUGGAAUGUGGAGGACACUUUCAGCUGGCUGCGGCGGGACCACUCUGCCUCCAAGGAAGACUAUAUGGACCGCCUAGAACACCUGCGCAAGCAGUGUGGCCCCCAUGUGUCCGCAGCAGCCAGGGACUCUGUAGAAGGCAUCUGCAGCAAGAUCUACCACAUUUCUCUGGAAUACGUUAAGCGCAUUCGCGAGAAGCAUCUGGCCAUCCUCAAGGAGCACAAUAUAUCUGCCGAGGUGGAAACACCUGAGGUACAGGACCGGCUCGUCUACUGCUACCCUGUCCGGUUGGCUGCCUCAUCCCCACCGCUUCCAAAUGUGGAGAUGCAUGUGGAGAACAACGUGGUGUGCGUCCGCUACAAGGGUGAAAUGGUGAAAGUCAGCCGCAACUACUUCAGCAAGCUGUGGCUGCUGUACCGGUACAGCUGCAUUGACGACUCCAGUUUUGAGCGCUUUUUGCCGAGGGUUUGGUGCCUUCUCCGCCGAUACCAGAUGAUGUUUGGCAUUGGGCUCUACGAAGGGACCAGCCUUCAGGGGGCACUCCCAGUACACGUCUUUGAGGCCCUCCACAAGCUCUUCAGUGUCAGCUUUGAGUGCUUUGCAUCCCCCCUGAACUGCUACUUCAAACAGUACUGCUCUGCCUUCCUGGACACAGAUGGCUACUUUGGAUCAAGGGGUCCCUGCCUGGACUUCUUUCCCAUCAGUGGCUCGUUUGAGGCAAACCCUCCCUUUUGUGAGGAGCUGAUGGAUGCCAUGGUGUCCCACUUUGAGAAAUUGCUGGACAUCUCCAGUGAGCCGCUGUCCUUCAUCAUCUUCAUCCCCGAGUGGCGGGAUCCACCCACCCCAGCCUUGACGCGGAUGGAGCAGAGCAAAUUCAAGCGGCACCAGCUCAUCCUGCCUGCCUUCGACCACGAGUACCGCAGUGGCUCCCAGCACGUUUGCAAAAAGGAGGAGAUGUACUACAAAGCUGUGCACAACACCGUGGUCCUUUUCCUGCAAAACGACGCUGGCUUUGCGAAGUGGGAGCCCACGCCGGAGCGGCUGCAAGAGCUGGUCACCGCGUACAAGCACUCGGGACGGACCCUGGCUGCCGCCUCAGCCGCUGCCGCCGCUGCCUCUACCACCGCCUCUUUGUCAUCUUCCUCUUCAGCCUCGGACAAGGACCGAGAGACAGUUAGGGAGCAGAGCAGCAGUGGCGAGACGACAACCCCCAACUAAGCAGCAGUGAACAGUCUGGACUGAUGGGCCGUGGGGUGGGCUGAGGUGGGGUGGGGGAAAGCAGCUGACCCUGAGACACUGGAGUGGGCCGUAUGUCCAGCAGCAUCUCCCUUUCCCUCCAGAUUUGCAGACCCUUGUGGAAGGAGGUGGCAGGCAGACAUACUGCCCUGGCCAACUGGACAGGCGUCUGUAGGAUGACCAUGGUGGUGCCUCCUGUACCCCUCCGCAGUCUCUCAUUGCCACUCCCAGGAGGAACCACCUCUGGCUGCAGCAGAAGCUACGGACCAUAGCAGGAUGGGGCCGCCUGAAGCAGGGAUGCACCUCACAGGCCAGCAUUGCCACAGGAAGAGGAGCUCCCAUCCAAAAAGAAGGAAGGAAGGAAGCCAGUGGCGGUCUGCACGGCAGAGACCCCGCUGUGUGUCUGCCAUGUAAAUACAUGUCCGUGCGUUGGCCGCUCUGCUGCCCUGUCCAGGCUCUUCCCCUGGUGUCCCAGUUGCGUGUUUUCACUGAAGCUCUUUCCUGUAAACCGCAGAGCAGAGGCGAAGUUCCUUCGUGUGUCUCUUGUGUGUACAGAGGUCUUGGCUGCCAUUUUGUAGUCUGUCAUGGUUUUUAUCUGAAGCUCCAGGCUUUCUUGGAGGUUUUUUUUUUAAAGGAUUUAAUUUAACAGUGCUAACCGUUUUAUUACUUUUAUCAAAAAAGAGCAAAGGAAAAGUCUAUUUUUGAUUUUGUUUUCCUAGUUUGAGGGACAUUAAAAACCAGCAUUAUGGUG
Molecule: messenger RNA, 3752 nt
Organism: Sceloporus undulatus (fence lizard)
Lineage: Eukaryota; Metazoa; Chordata; Lepidosauria; Squamata; Phrynosomatidae
Gene: PCIF1
Product: phosphorylated CTD interacting factor 1
Exons: 17
Coding region: 833-2983 (716 amino acids)
Cellular component (GO): nucleus
Molecular function (GO): mRNA (2'-O-methyladenosine-N6-)-methyltransferase activity; RNA polymerase II C-terminal domain binding
Source: RefSeq, a predicted model, not a curated record